AUGGCGGCGGCAUUUUCUAGGAGUUUGAAACCUUUCCUUCGAACGGACUACAUUUGUUCAAGAUGCCUACAAUUUUCCACCACGUCGGUGGUAUCUUCAGGUCACAAUCGAUGGUCGAAGAUUAAACAUGCCAAGGGAGCUGUCGAUGCGAAAAAGACCACGGCUCGCUCUAUCAUUGCGCAUGAUAUAUCACUGGCUGUAAAAUUACAUGGAGCCGAUCCGUACGGAAACCCGAGACUGGCGACUAUCCUGGCGACUGCGAAAAGAGCCGGUUUUCCCAAACAUCUUAUAGAAACUGCCUUGGCCCGUGGGCAAGGAAAAUCUACAGCUGGAACUACACUGCAGAAAGCGACUUUGGAAUUCAUCAUGGCGCCACAAGUGGCCAUGAUAAUUGAAGCCGAGACGGACAACGUUAAUCGUACCAUGAUGGAUUUAAGACAUCUAGUCAAAGUUUAUGGGGGAACUGUUACGCCUACAGCAUAUCUAUUCCAGAAGAAAGGAUGCGUCACAUUCGAGAAAGACGAGAAGAAUCUUGGUGUUGACGAUGUGAUGGAUGAGGCAAUCGAAGCAGGAGCCGAGGACUUAGAGGUCGACGAUGACGGGAAUCUUAUCGUCUGGACUGAACCGAAUAUGGUUACAGCAGCGAGGGACGCUCUGCAGAAGAAAUUCGAUAUAAAAAUCAGAAGCUCAGAUAUCGUGUGGGAUCCCAAUGAAGAUACGAAUCUGCCAGUUGACGAAGGGGAGGCUACGGUGAAACUCAGUGCUUUCAUCGAGGCUGCGAGAGACAAUUCGGAUGUUCAAGGUAUAUAUGCGAAUGUGGUACAGGGAACUAUCGGAGAUGAGGAUUGGGAAGACUUGAUUAGUGGAUUGGAUUGA
This is a messenger RNA of Sclerotinia borealis F-4128, 876 nucleotides long. Lineage: Eukaryota; Fungi; Ascomycota; Leotiomycetes; Helotiales; Sclerotiniaceae. The record is from the annotation of a GenBank genome assembly.